Vollenhovia emeryi is the source of this 1567-nucleotide messenger RNA. It is a transcript of the gene Glob1, whose product is annotated as globin. Gene Ontology annotation, biological process: oxygen transport. Gene Ontology annotation, molecular function: oxygen binding; heme binding. The transcript has 4 exons. Lineage: Eukaryota; Metazoa; Arthropoda; Insecta; Hymenoptera; Formicidae. Bases 278 to 787 code for a protein of 169 amino acids. Gene Ontology annotation, cellular component: extracellular region; hemoglobin complex. The record is from RefSeq and is a predicted model, not a curated record.
AUUCCUCCGUCGGGGUAUCCUCGGAAGUGGAGUGGGAACGACUUUAAAAUAGUUAGAUCGGCCGCAGCAUUGAGUAGUCGCCGCUUGACCAGUGCAGCACGCGUCGCAUGUGACAUAUCAUACUGAAUUACAGCGUAAUUGAUACGAUUUCUCGAUAAGCGGGCCUCAUCGUGUCAGUCCGGUACAGUUGCUCGCGCAGUGCCCACCGGCCGUUCCCGUUUCCUCCUCGCUCACCGCCACUGAUCAGGCUCUCCAUUCUCGCACGGCGAAGCGAACAAUGGCGUUGUUCCGUGGCCUGUUCGAUUUCUUUAACGACAAUAAAGUAGAUGAGAAGCUCGGUCUCACUGAGAAGCAAAAGAGGCUGGUGCAGAACACAUGGGCGAUCGUUCGAAAGGACGAGGUGUCGGUCGGCGUAUCCCUUCUAAUGACCUAUUUCAAGCAAUUCCCAGAAGCGCAAAACGAAUUCAAGUCGUUCAAGCAUAUCCCUCUCGACGAACUGCCGAGAAAUAAAAGGUUUCAAGCGCACUGUGCUAAUAUCAUAGCGACACUUGGGAAGCUGCUUGAACAAAUGAACGAUCCAGAAUUAAUGGAAGCGAGCUUGAUCAAUUUUACGGAGAAACAUAAGAACCGCGGGCAAACGCGGCAGCAAUUCGAGAAUUUGAAACAAAUAAUUUUAGAGGCCCUCCCUUCCCUAUUCGGGAAGCAAUACACGCCAGAUGCGCAGCAAGCUUGGAAGCAAACGCUGGACGUGAUCUUUGCGAAAAUCUAUCAAGUUUAUGCAAAUUAAAAUAAGACGCGCACAAUGCUUGAAUUAUAUAACUGGCGAGUAUGUGGCAUGUAUUAUACAGGGUGAGGAAAAAGUACGGAAACCCUCAAAUUUUUCAAACACUAUGCAUUUUAGAAACAAAUUUUUCAGACAAAAGUUAUAUAGUUUCAAGGGGUACAUAAGAUAGUAUUAUUGGUUUGACCUUGGAUAGUCGUUUGAAGGUUACAUGAAGGUAAUCUUGAAUUUUUUAAACAAAAACCUGCAUGGAGGCAGAAAAACCUGAAAAAUUAAUAGAAAAAGAUGAUAUAAUCAGAAACGGAGGUUUAAAAAUUCAAGAUGACCUUCAUGUAACCUUCAAACGACUAUCCAAGGUCAAACCAAUGAUACCAUCUUAUGUCACUCUUGAAACUAUACAACUUUUGUCUUAAACAUUUGUUUCUGAAAUGCAUAGUUUUCAAAUACUUUAAGGGUUUCCAUACUUUUUCCUCACCCUGUAUAUCGCUUUUUUCUGAAGAUAACAUUUAUCGAAAAGUUAGUCGAUCGCCCGAUAGCGAUGUGCUCUUCGCAAGAUGAUAUAGUAUUUACGAAACUUAUAUCACUAACUUUUUGUGCUACGAAAAUUUUACUGCUGUAUGCAAUUAUUAUAUAAUAUAUUGAUUGAUAUUUUUUUUUUUAGAAACGUGACUAAUGAAUAUGAUGCAGCGUGAUGCAAUAUUAUGAAAUUUGUACAUAUUUUAUAUUUAUAUGCCAAUAAAUAUAUUGUGUUAGAUUAAUACAAAAGCAAUGUCCUUAAAUUUUAUA